This is a messenger RNA of Plutella xylostella (diamondback moth), 6608 nucleotides long. RefSeq names its product Nipped-B cohesin loading factor (gene Nipped-B). Gene Ontology annotation, cellular component: Scc2-Scc4 cohesin loading complex. Gene Ontology annotation, biological process: establishment of protein localization to chromatin; establishment of mitotic sister chromatid cohesion; replication-born double-strand break repair via sister chromatid exchange. Gene Ontology annotation, molecular function: chromatin binding; cohesin loader activity. The record is from RefSeq and is a predicted model, not a curated record. NCBI's taxonomy places the organism in Eukaryota, Metazoa, Arthropoda, Insecta, Lepidoptera, Plutellidae.
GCUUCGAAUAUCCAUUAAAAAAAAUGCGUCCUACCGGCACGUUGGCAACACCGAUUUACAAUCCUCGAUUUUCAUAAAUGUUGGAAUUAUGUUUGAUUUGGCUAGAAAUUAAUUAUAUUUUUGCUAACAGAAUGUCUCAGAGAGUGUGUAUUCAUCAGUUAAAAUAAUACAGACGACAUAAUAAUAUCCAAUAUGAAUGAGAGAGACAUACCCAGUGUGCCGAUCACUACACUGGCAGGAGUAGCCAGUCUGACUGACCUUUUACCAGUGCUACCACUUCCCACCCCGCUCCCCUCCACCUUGAACAACAAGUCGCAGCUGUUCCACCCGCGCGUGGCCGAGGAGGCGGCCAUCUUGCUCGCCACGCAGGAUGAGAACCUGGUGACGCUGCUGCUGCAGUCCUUGAUGCAGACCUCUGUGGAGCACAUAGACCUCAAAGACGAAUCUAUAACCAGCGCAGUAAGCCCGGCCCCGCAGCAAGCCACACCGGAACUACUUAAAGCAAUCCUCAGUGUGAACCCAAACGUUUUCGAUCAGACACAGAGAAAUCACUGGGGCAACCAUGUGAAUGCUGCAAAAUUUAACGGGCUGUCUCCUUCCGGGUCUUAUAACUAUGCGUCGCACCAGUCGAGCCCGGCGUCGGUGGGCACGGUGCACUCAGGCGUGCCGGGGCAGCUGGCCCAAUCCUCUCCUCAUGUGAACAUGGGGUCCCCGCCCUCGCAGGCGCGCCCCGGCCACCAGCUCAACGUCGCCGCUCAGAACAACGUCUCCCCGCUCUGGAACAGCGCCAACUCCUCCACCUACACCAGCCCAGUUUCACACAGUACUGCCAACUCUCAGAACGGUGGUUUUUAUAACAGCUUAGCGCAGGACAGUAACAGUAAUUUCGGAACGAGUCUGAGUGAAGACAAGGACCCGCUGUCGAUGUCGCCCGGCAACUCGGGGGACACGCAGAGGCUAACCAUGCAGACGCAAGAAAAAGUAUUUGAACAAGACGGCAACGUGAUGACGGGCCAGUCGCCGGCGCAGGCGAGCGUGGCGCCGUCGCCGCUGCGGCUGGAGCCCUCGGUGCCGCAGCCGUCGAUGGGCGCGCCGUACGCCCCGCCCGCGCCCGCCCCUGCCCCCGCCCCCGCCCCCGCCACGCCCGGCAAGGAUGCCAAGACUAAUGCCAUGGAGAACAGGUUUCCUGUCGUCAGGCUUGGGCGGUUAUCGGAAGGCCUACUGAAAAAGCACGAGUUCCCUUCGGAGCGGUCCCGCAAGAACAGUUCCCUCGAGUCGGAUGACGACGCGCCGCUGGCCAAGAGCAAGGCCAGCAAGCCCGCGCCCGACAAGGAGCGGGAGGCCAUCGACAUAGCUCGGGAGAAGAACUGGGAGGCCGUCAAGAGGAAACAUGAGGAGGCCAAUAAGAAGGAGGAGGCUGAGACUGCUAUAGUGAAGCCGAAGCUGCGCAAGGUGGAGCGGCGGCUGGUGCCGGUGAUCGAGAUGCUGUCGGUGGACGAGCUGAUGGAGACUAACACGUACCAGCGCUUCAACAAGCUCAUCGAGGCCGUGUUCGACGCCAUCGACGACGACGUCAUCAUCACGGACGAGAUGGAAGCGACAGACAUCCCCGAGGAGCUGCUCCUCCCGCGGUACCAACUACAAGAGCUGUGCGCUGAAGCGGCCAAGCUGAAGACGCUGGGCGCCAUGGAGGCCAUCCCCGCCGACCGGCUGGUGCGGCUGCUCAAUAUACUGGAGAAGAAUAUCAGGGCUGCUGAGAAGAUGUCGUUGCUGGGGGAUCCGGAGGACAGCGAAGAGAUGCGUCAGAUCUGGGUAGAAUCAGCCCUGGAACGGGUCAUGUGUGCCUCCGACGCCUGCCUCACCGCGCUCUACGUGAUGACGUCACCCAACAUGCCCAAGCGAAUCUUUCUGGAAGACGUCAUCGACCGAAUAGUCAUGUUCAUCAAGUUCCAGCUGAACAAUACCAUAUACUGCGUGUAUGACCCGGUGUACAGCAUUCAGACCACGUCCAAGAAGAAAGUCGACGGUCGCAAGCGGCGCGGCGGCGCCACGGCCUCCGGCCCCCGGCGCGGCGCGCACAGCUCGCGCGGCGUGCGCGAGUUAUACACGCAUGCGCACGAGAGCGUCGCACUACUCGCCGAGCUGUUCGGCGCGCACCAUCUGACUGAUACGACGGUGUUACAUGCCUCUACGGUCGGAGUGUCGCCGUUCUUUGUAGAGAACGUUAGUGAGUUGCAGUUGGCGGCGUUGAAGCUUGUUACUACGGUAUUCCAAAAGUACGAGCAGCACCGUCGGCUCCUCCUCGAGGACAUCUUGGCCUCCAUCGCGCGCAUCCCCUCGUCCAAGCACAACCUGCGCUCGUUCCAGCUGAACUCAGAGCAGCACAUCCAGAUGCUGACGGCGCUGGUGCUGCAGCUCGUGCAGUGUGUGGUCCAUCUCCCAGAGCAGCUGGGGAAGGAGGACGGGGAUAGUAAGAAGCACGUGGACAAAGACCUGCUGAUAAUCUCCAAGUACGAAGCCGCCAUCAGCGUGGGCGGCACGUUCCUCACGUCAUUCCUCAACAAGUGCCGCUCUCGUAAUGAAGACGUGGAUUUUCGGCCGCUGUUCGAGAACUUCGUGCAUGACCUGUUGACGACUGUGAACAAGCCGGAGUGGCCCGCUACGGAGCUGCUGCUGAGUUUAUUGGGGACUAUGCUGGUGAAAUACAUGUCGGACAAGUCCAUGGAGAUGUCCGUCCGGGUGGCCUCCCUAGAAUACCUGGGGCUGGUGGCGGCGCGGCUGCGGCGCGACGGGGUGCGGUCGCGCGCCUCGCUCGCCUCCAUGCACGGCGUGGUGCGCGACAUCCGCGCCGAGGAGCUCAAGGACCAGGCCAUGCAGGGCGGCACGUCCGGUCUGGACGAGGACGAGGAGCGCACGGAGUUCCUGCAGCGAGUCCUGCUCGACUACCUCGCCGUCAACGGACAGAAGGACCAGGCCUGGAACUGCGCCCGCCACUUCUACAUCACGCAGUGGUACCGCGACAUGGUCGUCACGCCCAAAACCUCCUCACCCACCAAAAAGACUAAAAACAAAUCGAAAAAGAAGUAUAAAGGAGAAACCAGUGAAGAGGACACAGAGGACGAUGAUAGCGAUGAUGAUAUUAAAGAGAAGAAGCUGACGAGUGCGAUAGUGUCUGCGGAGAAGUUCAAGACGAUAGAACGGCGGAAAGCGUUCUUUCUGGAGAAGAUCCGGCCGUUCCGCUACCAGGGCGGUACGCAGGUGCAAGUCAUGCAGUCCUACAUAGACUACAGCGGGGCCGAGCUGAUAUCGCAGUAUUUAGGGUCGAAGAGGUCUUUCUCGCAGAGCUUCGACAAGUAUUUGAGAAAGAUCCUAGUAAUCCUGUGCGAGAACACGAUCGCCAUCCGUACGAAAGCCAUGAAGUGCCUCGCGAUGAUAGUGGAAGCGGACCCCUCAGUACUGGCCAGGCCUGACAUGAAGAUAGGAGUGAACCGCUCGUUCCUGGACCAGUCCACGGCUGUGCGCGAGGCCGCCGUCGACCUGGUCGGCAAAUUCGUGCUCAGUCGCCCCGAGUUGAUAGAUAAAUAUUAUGAGAUGCUGUCUAAUAGGAUAUUGGACACCGGAGUCUCAGUCCGAAAACGAGUGAUCAAAAUCCUAAAAGACAUCUGCAUAGAAUGCCCAGAAUUCCCCAAGAUCCCCGAGAUCUGUGUCAAAAUGAUCCGACGAGUGAACGACGAAGAAGGCAUUCGGAAACUAGUGAUGGAGGUGUUCCAGAACAUGUGGUUCACGCCGUGCCCCGCCGCGCCGCGCGCCGCGCUGUCGGCCGACAUGACGGCGGCGGCGGCGGAUCCACUAACCCGGAAAGUGCUCAAUAUCACGGACGUGGUGAUAUCGUCCCGGGAUAUGGGCUUGGAGUGGUUUCAGCAGCUGCUCAAUAGUUUAUUUAAACCGAAAGAGGACAAAGAUGACUCGACGAAGAUAAUAACGGCGCCGCCCAAGUCGCUGCUGCUGGCGUGCCAGCAGAUCGUGGACUGCCUCAUCGAGAACCUGUUGCAGUUAGAAGAGACCAGCGCGGAAGGCUCCGGCUCGUCGCAACGCAUUUUGGCGUGUCUGUCCACGCUGCAUUUAUUCGCUAAAAUUAGGCCCCAAUUGUUAGUUAAUCACGCGUUGACGUUGCAGCCCUACCUCAGUUUAAAAUGUCAGAGUCAAUACGAGCAGCAAAUCAUGUCGACCGUCGCCACAACUCUAGAACUAGUUGUCCCUCUAAUGGAGCACCCCAGUGAAGUCUUCCUAGCUCAGUUAGAAGAAGACGCGGUGAAGCUGAUACUGCAGCGAGGGCAGCUGGUGAUAGCCUCGUGCAUCGCGCUUCUAGCCGCUAUUGUUAAUAAUCUAACGAAGAAUUAUAAGCUGAUACGUGACGUGUUCAAUAAGUAUCAUGGCGUGCUCCUGCAAUGGAAGCGCAGCUGGCAGGCCAACUCGGAGUACACCCGCGCGCUGCACAUGCGGCCGCAGUUCCGCCGCUCGCUGUUCAUAGUGGGCCUGCUGCUGCGCUACUUCGACUUCACCGAGCCCACCGUCAUCGAGGGGCUGCCGGCCGACAUCAAAGAGCAAGUAUUCUCCACUCUAAUGUACUUCGUGAACCUCGAAGACGAAGACUUCGUCUCGCACACACUAAAAGCUCUCGGCUCAGUGUGCGUGCGACACUACGAGUUCAUGCUCAGAGAUGACCUCAAGGAGUUCUACCAACAUCUGCUGACGUCGGAUCUCGCGCCGAUCGAGAUGAAGACGGAUGUGCUGAGGAAUAUAGAGAUGUACCUGCAGGAGGAGGAGCAGAGGAUGAUCAGGCAGGAUAAGGAGUGGUCAAAGCGCUCCAAACAAGAGAACCUCAAAGAGAUGGGCGACGUCUCAUCCGGCAUGGCGUCGACCGUGAUCCAGCUGUACCUGGGCAGCGUGCUGGGCUCGCUGCAGCAGGCGGCCCGCAGCGCGCGCUCGGCCGCCAUGCGCGUCGUGCAGCUCGUGCUGGCGCAGGGGCUCGUGCACCCCGUGCAGAUCGUCCCGUACCUGAUCUCGAUGAGCACGGACCCUGAAGUCACCGUCUCACACACAGCAGACAAGCACCUGCAGGAGAUCGACAAGAAGUACCCCGGGUUCAUCCACAUGAAGGCGCAGCUCGGGAUCCGCCUGUCGUACCAGCUGCAGAGGAUACUGCAGCGGCAGGAUAAAUCAGGGGUUAUACGGGGGUUCAGGAAAAAGGACCAGGACGAGCUGCCGUCGUCCCUCAACGGCUUCCUGUACUCGCUGCUGCGCAACACGCGGCCGCAGCGGCGCGCGCUCGUGCUGUCGCUGCUCAAGCAGUUCGACGACGUGUCGACGGCUCCCCUGGAUCAACUCCUGUACCUGGCUGAUAAUUUAAGUUACUUUCCGUUCCAAGUUCAAGACGAACCGCUGUUUAUAAUACAUCACAUUGACAUCAUCAUAUCAACGUCUGGGUCCAAUCUGCUGCAGCUUUUUCGUGAGGGCCUAAGUCCAUCCGGCCAACAGAAGGGCGACCUCGACGAUGAAGAAGAAGACGACGAGGAGGCGGAGUCGCUGGUGGCGCGGCUCCCGGAGAACACGCGGCCGCUGCAGGACGCCAUGAGACAAGCAAGAGGGUGUCUGUUGCUGCUGGUGCUCAAGCAGCAUCUGAAGCAGUCUUAUGGACUGACUGAUGCUAAGAUCAGCCAGUACUCGCCGUCAGAGAGCGUGAAGGUGUACGAGAAGGCGGUGUCGCGGCGGCUGGCGCCGGUGUUCGCGCCCGCCGCCGCGCUGGCGCAGCUUAGUGCGCCGCCCGAGCAGGACGAGCUCGACGAUCAAGGGAGGAAGAGACUCGUCGAUGACUACCUCGAGUUCAAGCAGCUGAUGCUGAAGUUCGACCCUGAAGAGGAAGAAGAGGAGGAGGCGAACACGAGCGGCGCGCCGGCGGCGGCGGCGGGCGCGGGGGCGGCGGGGGGCGCGGGGCAGGCCGGGCCCGCGCCCGCGCCCGCGCCGCCGCCCGCCUCAUAGCACCCGCGACAGUGACUGUGAAGGACUCUCAGAGACACAUCCCCAUUGUACAUACACUCAUUCGAAAUGUUAGUGACAACCCUAUUAAUCUAUGGCUUUCUUUCGUUAGAAAGAGUAUUUUUUUCGACUUAUUUAUUUAAUUCUAAUUAAAAGAGGGUACGCGGACUGCUUCGUUACUUUAAGUAGAGUCUAAAUUCCGAGAUAUUUUUUUUAUAAUAAUUUAACGUCGUCGCGGCGCGCGGGCCCCCUGUACAUAGCCGCGCCCGCGACCUACCUGUAAGUCAUUUUAAUUUCUUUUGUAUAAGUUAUAUUUGAGAAACUCGAUUUGUUUUAUAAAGUCUUGUGUGUAGAUAAUUUUUAUGAAGAAUAUAAAGUAUAUGUAAUUACUUAACUUUGACUUUUUAAAUGGCAAUUUUAUUGAUGUUAUUUCUUUAUAAUCCAAUACCAUUGCGUUGCAAGCGUACAAACAGCCCGCGGCCCGGCGCCCGCCGCUGCGCAGGGCACUACAUUUCUUAUGAUCUAAGAGAAUAUUGAUUAAAGCUAUGAAAUUAGAUUUCUAAAUAGAAAUA